CGGGCGUGUUGCUGUUUUUCCCCCCGUUAUCUGUGAGGUUGUAAAAGGGAAUUAAAAGCAAUAACUUAACUACUAUUAGAAGACUGAUUCAUCAGUACACGUUAAAACAACAGUAGACAUACCUGUAAAAUUAAAGAAGACUUUGAUGAGUAGUAUGAUCAAAAACAAUAGUAACAAUAAUAAUAAUAGCAGUAUUUCUGAAAGAAAUCAACAAAAUUGUUCAAUAUUUGAUAAUAUUUUAGAAGUUCACACAAAAGUUCUUGACUUAACCAAUACUGACUGUUGGAACGAUAUACCUAACUGCAUAAAUAACGGUACGGACGGGAUAUGUAGGAGUGAUUUGACACCGACAAAGAUAAUAACAACUGAUUCGAAAAAUGAAAUUUUACCAUCAAAUGGAUUACAUAAUCAUCCAAAGAAAUACCAUCCUCAACAACUUGAGCUAACAACAACUCAUAAGGACAAUAAUAAUGGUAAUUACAGUAAUUCUUAUGGUAAUCAUGACUUAAAUCUAAAAUUACACCCAAAAGAAGAAGAAAAGGGUCUGGGUGGAAGCGAUGCCCAUUUCAGAAAAUCCAAUAGUAAUAACGACGGUAGUAACACAGGACGAGAGAAAUUAUUAGAGUGGUUAAAGUUAAGUCAAGCUAAACGUGAUGAAAACAAUCGGCAGGUAUUUACAAGGUGGAUAGACAAAGUAGACAGUUUAAAUCAAUUGGAUUCGCCGCAGACUUUUAACAAUAAUAAUAAUGUUAUUAAUUCAACUAUAUUUGGAAUAAACGCUGGAACCAUUGAAAACUCUGAUAAUUGUAUGCAGCCAUCAUUAAUACCAAAUUUGAUGGCAUCUUCCGCCUUUUUUGUUGAUAAUCGUUUGAAUGUAGUUCAUACAAAUGAUUCAAUAGUACCGGCCUCAGUUCUACCAAAAAUAAAUACAGUAUAUCAGUCAAUAUGUUCCUCAUCUGCGUCAUCUUCACCUAUCAGUACAUACUUGCCAACCAUUAAAAAUAGCAGAAAUAAUCCUAUGCAUAAUUUGUCCUUUAUACCAAUGAUUAAACAAAAUCUUUUGACACCUUCCACAUCUCUUUCAAAUAUUGCUAAUAAUUAUUGUGAUAUUCAUCAGGGUAGUCAGCCACCACAUGAUUUAAGCGGAGUUAAUUUAAUGCUACAAUAUGACGAAGGAUUAAACGCUUGGUAUUUAACAGAUAACUGUAAUAAUAUGAUUUAUAACACCGGAGAGAAAAUCGUCAACAGCUCAAAUGAGACAGUAACAACACCUGUUGCAUCUAGCAUAAAUGAGUCAUGUGAUUUCACUAAUUUGAAGCAUAGUAAAAACAGGAAUAACGGGCACAGUGAUGAUGUACCGUUUCCUGCUACCUCUAUACAACAACAAAUAAAUACAUCUGAAGCACCUUGUUUUGUUGUCACCUCUACAAAUUAUAGUAUUAACAGUAGUAAUGCGAAUCAGUUUAUUUCUUCACAGUAUUAUCUACCUGUUCCAGUAUAUGCAAAUGAUAUUAUAGGGUCUAAUCGUUUAUAUUACUAUUAUAAUAAUUAUCAAAACCAAUAUCCGCAUGUUAUUACAUUGACAAAAAUGCCAUCGAAUGCUAUCACUGCUAAUACUACUACUACUGCUACUGUGUAUAAUAAUGGUGAUAAUGAUAAUACUGGUAAUAAUAUAAGUAACACUAAUAAUACAUUCCAGCAGAAUAAGCAACUUGAACAAGUAUCCCUACAGUCACCACCAUUUCAUGCUAAUCCUACAAAUGACACUGGUAUUCAGAGUAUGAAUAGUAUUAAUAGUAAUAAUAAUACUCUGUUAUCACCAUUCAUUUACAUAAUCCCAACUAAUAUUAAUAAUCAUAGUAAUAGUAAUAAUAAUAAUAAAUCUGUUGCACAUUUACUAACGCAUUCAUAUUCUGUUCAUGAGAAUUCUGUUAACCUAUCAACAGUACAACAAUAUGCAUCAGAAUUAGUGAAACUCACACAAUGUCAAUCGAAAAUUGGGAUAAUUAAAAAUGAUAAUUCCAAUGAUCUUAAUAAUUCAUCAAUAAGUAUAACAAUGACACCAGAUACAACAUGCUUGAACGAUUUCAAAGGAAAGCAAAUACCUUCAGAAGAAGUACAACAUUCACACAAUAUUUCAAAUGAUAUCAAUAAUACUCACAGUUAUAAUAUUAUCACAAGUAAUGAUAAAAAGAAUAAUAGUGACAGGAAUGUAUACAUUAAUACCGGCAAUAGUACGAUUGUCGAUAAUUCUAAGUUUACCACUUAUUUGGAUUCAAAAUAGAUAAAUAAAGUACACUUAGUUGAAUGAAACAGUAGGCAUUAAUUCUCUUCUGAGUUAAAUUCGAGUUAAAUCUACUACCUGUUUUUAUAAUUAUUAAAACAAUAAUUCACGCAGGGAAAAAUUUAACAGUCCCAUGAGCAACUAAUAGAACGAGUAAAAAAAUUAUACCUUCAAUUAAAUUAUCCUGUGAAAAUUCUAUUCAUCCAGUACAUGUUUAUUGUACAGUGUAAAUGAUUUUGAGGGAGAAUUUUUUUAACCUCAAUAAUAUUUAUUCAUAUCGUUUUAUUGGUCAUUGCUAUCUACUUUAUAAUCAUAAGUGAAUAUAGGAUUUAUCUUACUUCUAUCCUCAUAUUAUUAUUAUUAUUAUCAUCUUCCACUUCGGAAUUUCUUCCAAACUCUUUUCAACUGCGGACACUUAUAAGAUUUAAAAUUUAUAUAAUUUAUAUACACGCUGAGCAAAGGAGUAGCAUGGUUUGCAUUUCAUUCGUGUAAGUCAAGAUAUUUUUUUCGACAUGAACAACUUACAGUUUAUUUUUUCUGAUCAAUUAAAUUUUCCAUUACCCCUUACUGUUUCCAUUAUUCUCCCUAAUGUUAUUACACUUCUACUACUACUGUUAUUAUUAAUAUUGGAACUUUUAAUAAUAUCCCUUCAACUCUUUUGCUGAUACUUUCAGAAAACAUCAAUAAUGGGUAAAUAUUAUUAUUAAUAUUAUUAUCCCCUUCACACACACAUUGUACACACUCUAAAACCAA
Molecule: messenger RNA, 3037 nt
Organism: Trichobilharzia regenti
Lineage: Eukaryota; Metazoa; Platyhelminthes; Trematoda; Strigeidida; Schistosomatidae
Source: the annotation of a GenBank genome assembly